CAUGGCACACGGCAUGUUUACUACUCGGACAUGACCUGGCUGUUUGUACGUGUUGAUGGCUGUAGGUCAUUUCUCUGUCCGGCGGCUGGAGCCUCACUGUGUUGUCAUUUGAAUACAGAGACACGGCCAGACAGCACAUGCUCGGCAGCUACUGCUGCAAACCAGGAAACUGUGGGCAGGACGAAUGAAAGAGAAAAUGAAAGCAGCCGACACAAUGAUCCAGCUCAAAUUCAGGACACAGUGACAAUUUCUAAAAUGCAAAAGUGAUCACCAUCAAAAUCAGCAAUACCAAAAACCUUCAUUAUGCAUCUCUUGCUUAUAAUCCUGCUCUUUCUGGAGUCACAGUUUUGUGUCCAGUCUUCUGACAGUAAUAGUUCUGCAGAUGAUAACCUGGCAACAAACGGCCUUCCUUUUCCAUGGAGUAAAUUGCGCCUGCCAAACUACAUAGUGCCUGUACAUUAUCAUCUACUUAUUCAUCCCAAUCUCACCACCCUGAAGUUCAGCGGUUCUGUGAAGAUUGAAAUCGAUGUCAAAAACAACACAAACUGGGUGGUGCUGCACAGCAAGAACCUCAAGAUCUUCACAGCCACUGUUCUGGACGAGCACGAGGCCCAUCUGUCAGACAAAGUGCUCUCGGUGCUGGAAUAUCCGGCACACGAACAGAUUGCCAUCUUCUCCCCAAAGAUUCUGACCUCUGGGGAAAGAUACUUCCUGUAUUUGGAAUUUGGUGCACCAUUAAGUGACGGCUUCUAUGGAUUUUAUAAGAGUACAUAUAGAACAAAAGCAGGGGAGACAAGGGUCCUGGCGUCCACCCACUUUGAGCCCACAUCUGCCCGAAUGGCAUUGCCAUGUUUCGAUGAGCCCAUUUUCAAAGCUAAUUACACUGUCAGAAUAAGGAGGGGCCCGUCACACAUAGCUUUGUCCAACAUGCCAUUAGAACAAACUGUGGAAAUCGGCAAUGGUCUGUUUGAGGACCAGUUUGAAGUGAGUGUGAAGAUGAGUUCGUAUCUGCUGGCCUUCAUUGUUUGUGAUUUCAGAUCUGUCAGUGGGAUGACUGCAACUGGAAUUAAUAUUUCUAUUUAUGCAGUUCCAGAGAAAUGGCAUCAGACACACUAUGCUCUUGAGGCUGCUUUGAGGCUUUUGGAGUUUUAUGAACAAUAUUUCAACAUACUUUAUCCGCUACCAAAAAUGGACCUGAUAGCGAUUCCAGAUUUCCAGUCAGGAGCUAUGGAGAACUGGGGUUUGACUACUUAUAGGGAAACGUCUCUUCUGUACGACCCUGAAAUCUCAUCAGCCUCCGAUAAGCUCUGGGUUACCUUGGUGAUAGGACACGAGCUGGCCCAUCAGUGGUUUGGUAACCUGGUGACCAUGGAGUGGUGGAAUGACAUAUGGCUGAAUGAAGGCUUUGCCCGAUAUAUGGAAUUUGUCUCACUUGAGGCAGUAUAUCCGGAACUUAAAGUUGAGGACCACUUCCUGGACACCUGUUUCGGAGCUAUUGGACGGGAUUCUCUAAAUUCUUCCAGGCCAAUUUCCAGUUUAGCUGAGAACCCUACUCAGAUAAAGGAAAUGUUUGAUACCGUGUCAUAUGAUAAGGGAGCAUGUAUUCUCCAUAUGCUGAGGAAUUUCUUGACAAACGAAGGCUUUCAGAGUGGCAUAAUUCGAUACCUUCGGAGGUUCAGGUACAGCAAUGCCAGAAAUGAAGACCUGUGGGACAGCCUUAUUAAAACGUGUUCUGAGGAGGAUUUUACAGCAGGAGAAUACUGUUACAGCAGUACCCAAGCCACUAAAAAUGCGUAUCGUUUUGCUGGGGAGCAUAUAGACCUGAAGAAAAUGAUGUAUACGUGGACUCUACAAAAGGGCAUACCAAUGGUCACGGUGAGGCGGCAAGGAAGGAAACUUUAUGUUGGGCAAGAGCGCUUCUUAAAGAUAGUCCUGCCCAAUGAUCCCUCAUGGAAUUCACUUCAAGAAGGCUACCUGUGGCACAUCCCUUUGGCAUACAAAACAAGCCACUCUGAGCAUGAGAUGAAGCACGUAUUGACCACAAAAUCAGAUGUGUUGACGCUGGAUGAGGAAGUUGACUGGGUGAAGCUCAACACUGACAUGAAUGGAUAUUAUAUUGUCCAUUAUGAUGAGGAGGGCUGGAACGCCCUGACGGAGCUGCUGAGAGUAAACCACACUGCUCUGAGCUUUAAGGACCGAGCCAGCCUCAUUCAUAACGCCUUCCAGCUGGUCACUGCAGGACGACUGUCACUAUACAGAGCUUUAGAUUUGAUCGGUUACUUGAAGUCUGAGACCCACAAUGUUCCUCUCCUGCAAGGCCUUGGCUAUCUGCAAUCAUUCUACAAGCUGAUAGAGAAGCGAAACAUAGCUGAUGUUACUCAUAAUCUGAAGACCUACAUCUUGCAGUAUUUCAGAAAUGUAAUUGACAAACAGACGUGGGGCGAUGAUGGGACAGUCUCAGAUCGGAGACUGCGUGAAGAGGUUCUUUCCCUUGCGUGUGAUUUCAAUUAUCCACCUUGUUUGGAAAAGGCUAAGCAGCUCUAUGAUAGUUGGGUGGAAUCUAAUGGUACAAUCAGCUUACCCACUGAUGUGUCUGAGACGGUUUACAUGGUUGGAGCCCAGGAUGACAGCGGUUGGGCUUACCUUCUGGAAAAGUAUGUUGUGUCCAUGUGUGAGACAGAGAAGAGCAAAUUUCUCUCAGCUUUAGCAAGCAGCAAGGACUCUAAAAAACUAUCAAGAUUGUUACAGCUUGGAAUGGGUGGAACUGUAAUAAAAACACAGAAUUUACCCAGUCUCAUAUACAUGGUGGCCAGAAAUCCAGUGGGCCAUUUUCUAGCAUGGGAUUUUGUGAAAAUACAUUGGAAUGAACUGGUAGAAAAGUUUCCACUGGGAUCUUUUGGAAUCAGAAAUAUAAUUGUAGGCACUGUAACUCAGUUCUCAUCCACUGAGGAGUUGAGAGAGGUUGAGGAUUUCUUCAAGUCCAUCACAGAGCAGGUAUCUCAGCUACGUGUCAUACAGGUGGCCACAGAAAACGUGGAGAAGAACAUUAUGUGGCUUGCAAGGAAUCUAGAGACCAUGAGGACUUGGUUGCAGCAAAGACUCAACUAAAAUGUAAAAAGAAGACCAACAUUUCACAUUAUACUAGUUUUACUAGUAUAUUGGUUUUUGGUUUAUUGAUCAGGAUCAGCUCAGAAACUCCACUUUUCAAGUUUUCUACUGUUUCACAUUUUUUAGAUAGAUUAACGGCGUAUAUGAUGCAUGAUGUGUUUGCUUUUUUUGUUUACUUAGAUAAAGAAGUUUAGAAACAGCUAUGCCAUUUCAAACCUCUAAUGGUUUUGUCUUGGUGUUUUUCUUUGCCUCUGAUUGGUCUCUUGACAGCUGUGCCACAUUUUCUACCUUAUGUUAAUAGGACACUGCCUAUUAAUUAGUGGCAUAAAAUCAUACUUGAAGACACUGAACAUUAAUGAACUGAAUAGGGUUUGGAAUAAAAAAAUAUAUAUAUAUAUAUAUAUAUAUUUUUUUUUUAUAAGGGUCUAGCACAAAAACAAAAAUGUGUUCUUAUGAAACAUAACAAAGACAGAAAAUGUAUUAAAAUAAGGUAUGAAAAUAAAUUUUAACUUUUGUUAAAAGAACAGUGCUUUUAGUUUUCAUAUACUGAUAACACUUUUUGGACAUUUCACCUUCACUGGUCUUGUUAUCAUCACAAGUACUUCUGUAAACUUUAAAGCAUCAGCAAGGAAUAUUAGUUAAAAUAUUUGAACUAGAAAUUUUGGAAUCGAUUCAAAAGUGUUUAGCUAUCAUUCGCCGACACGAAAACUAACAUGAGAUUCAUUAGGUUUGCUUCAGAUUUGCUUUGUUUGCUCCGUUAUCUCUCAUGCUCAAAACACUGUUUAAUGUUGGUUAAUAUCAUAAGUUAUGUGAUGCAGCUAUUAAUAGACCAAAAUUCAGCCAUUACAAAACUUGAUAAACUAAUAACAAUAGACAGCAACUAAACUGAGGGGUUAAGAUUAUGAUAAACAUGUAUGCCUACCAUAUUUUGGGGACAAAUUUGUACCCAGAAGUGAGCUAAAUCUCUCAAAACCUCCUUUUGGGAAUGUCCUCAUUUGUGAAGUACUUAGGCUAGGUUAUAUUAUUUAUAAAUAGCUGUAUAUAAAACAGUAAAAGUCUACAGAACGUCCCCAUUUAGAUAACUAUGUAGGCCUAAACGUGCGUUUUACUGUCGCUAGGAGGCAGCAUUGCUUUACUUCAGUUCACAAUUGGCUACAUUCAAGACAGACAUAAUGUAGCUAUAGCUACAUAUAUAAAUAAACUAAAUCAUUAAAAUUACAAUUAUUUAAGAAUUUAAAAAUGGAAUUUUCUCUUUCAUUCCCAGGGUACUUAAAAUCCAGGCCAGUAUGCCUUUAAUAUCAACUGCAUCAAGCCGUGCACAAUGAUAAAAAUGAAUAAAAAAAUAAAAUAAAAGCCAAAAUAUGUAGCAAGCAUGAAAUUACAAGUAUUUUGAUACCUGUAUAAUCUGGUGAGAUUGUGGGUUUAUCAAUCCGGUAUUGUAUCUCAUAUUUGAACUUUUUCCACUGUAUAUUGCCUGCCUACAAUAAACAGUAUCUGCUGUUCUAAGAGUACAAUGAC
Messenger RNA from Onychostoma macrolepis, 4626 nucleotides. RefSeq names its product endoplasmic reticulum aminopeptidase 2 (gene erap2). The transcript is spliced from 19 exons. Gene Ontology annotation, molecular function: zinc ion binding; metalloaminopeptidase activity; peptide binding. Bases 304 to 3108 code for a protein of 934 amino acids. Gene Ontology annotation, biological process: proteolysis; peptide catabolic process. The record is from RefSeq and is a predicted model, not a curated record. NCBI's taxonomy places the organism in Eukaryota, Metazoa, Chordata, Actinopteri, Cypriniformes, Cyprinidae. Gene Ontology annotation, cellular component: cytoplasm.